AUGCCUUCCACCUGUGCAUCCAAGGCUGCCCUGCUCAAGGGUCUCCGACCUGUCUUCGCCAGCCAGCAACAAGUCGCUGCCACUCAAAAGGUCCUCUCCAUGGCAUGCCAGACAUCUUGCAUCUACUGCGACAUCUGGCAGUUGGCUGCUCUCACCGCCACACAUAUGCCCUUGGCUGCCCGAUACAACCUCCGCUCCAAUUCACCAACGAGCUCACCAACAUCCUCAACUCCGUCAAGCCCGACGUUCUCUCCAAUGUCGAGAACAACAUCAGAAUCAACACUAUACCCACACAUCUCGUCUGCCGCAAAGAGGAUCGAAGCUCAAAUGCAAACUCAACGGUCACAACUCUCAUCCAUCCUCAGCUUCUGCACGGUAUCCGGAGUGGAGGGGUGUGAAGGUCUCCGAGUCGCUCAUGACAGAUGCUCGGCAGCCGUUGAGGACCUUCUUGACCAAGAAGAAGACCUGGAAGAAGAACUUCUCGAAGAGCUUCAGGACCAGUACGACUACGACUACGGUUAUGCUUCGCAGUACGCUUACUCCGACGACAAAACAUACGAAUACCCCCAGCAGAGACGGCCGAGCUUGGUCGACGUGGCAAUAUAG
Exophiala viscosa is the source of this 606-nucleotide messenger RNA. RefSeq lists its product as uncharacterized. The transcript has a single exon. NCBI's taxonomy places the organism in Eukaryota, Fungi, Ascomycota, Eurotiomycetes, Chaetothyriales, Herpotrichiellaceae. The record is from RefSeq and is a predicted model, not a curated record. Bases 1 to 606 code for a protein of 201 amino acids.